Messenger RNA from Amphibalanus amphitrite, 5012 nucleotides. RefSeq names its product neurotrypsin-like. Bases 167 to 3934 code for a protein of 1255 amino acids. NCBI's taxonomy places the organism in Eukaryota, Metazoa, Arthropoda, Thecostraca, Balanomorpha, Balanidae. Gene Ontology annotation, cellular component: membrane. Gene Ontology annotation, biological process: proteolysis. Gene Ontology annotation, molecular function: serine-type endopeptidase activity; protein binding. The transcript has 13 exons. The record is from RefSeq and is a predicted model, not a curated record.
UGGGGAGUGGGCCAGUGUGCCGAGUGCCGGCCUGUCGAGGGGACCGUUGGGCGACGCGCUGAGAGCAGCGCAGUGUCGGGAUAGUGGUGGACGGAGUAUGGAGGUGUGGAUUGCACUCAGGCAGGACAGGAGAUUGGACUAACUCACAGCGAAGGUGAAGGCCGGUAUGGCAGCGGCGCGCGGGGCGCGGAGGGCCGCCCGCCCCGAGCCGCCUGUCGGCUUCAGGCCCCGCCGACGCACCUGUCGAUGGCUCCUACUCGUCACACUAACGGCGGCUCUCUGCCUCCCGGUGGUGUCUGCCGCCUCUGUUCCGGACUCCACCUCUGACCGGCUUCUGGCUCACGUCCUGCGGCGCAAGGCUCAGCUGGAGCGGCGGCAGCGGCUGCCGAUCGGUCGCGCUCCCAGCUCGGCGCUGCCGCCCAACGGCCUCCGGCAGCUAGAGUCAGUCACGCCGCCGCCCGAGGUGGCCUCAGUGAGUGGUCAACAGGUGCGACUGGAGGGCGGCGCUGGACCCUGGGAGGGCCAGCUGCGUGUGUUCCAGGGAGGUCGGUGGCGGCCCGUCACCGCUAACCGGUGGACCCCGCAGGAGAGCCGGGUCGUCUGUCGACAGCUGGGUUAUGUCAGUUUCUACACAAAAUCGCCUGGCACGACCGGACAAAAGCCUGUAUCGGGCUGGGGCGGCGUCAGUCCUCUACAAAUCGAUAAAUGUUCCGGAGACGAGGACUCAGUUCUCGAGUGUGCGCGCGCUCCGGUAACGAACGACAGAGAGGUGGGCGUCCAAUGCUACCAGCCUGCCGACCUAACGGGCCGCUGCGGCCGCGGCGAGCUGCCGUUCGGUGACAACUGCUACCUGAUCGGUCAGGAGCGCGUCACGAGACUCAAGGCUGAGAUUCGCUGCCAGCAGGCCGGCGCUCGGCUCGUGGAGGUCACUUCACAGGUGAAAAACGACUUUCUGAGCGGCGUGUUGAUCUCGAAGGGUCUGUCUGGAUUUCACACCGCCGGUCACGGAGAGGCGCUCAGUGUCAGCACCAGGGUGUGGUCCUGGAAAAACUCCUCCAAAGAGUUCCUCUUCAACAAUUGGAACCCCGAGACUCCCGGCGGGGUGGGCGGUCCUUCGGCCGUCUCAGACGCUGCGUACGACACUCGCUGCCUGACUCUUCAGCUAUCCCGGCUGGAAGACGGCUCCCAGUACGCGCUGUGGCAGCCUGCCGAGUGCAGCUCUCGGCUGGAGUAUGUCUGUCAGUCGUCCAAGCCAUGGACCGAGUGUGUCUCGGAGAACGGCGCUACCUACACGGGGAACGCCAGCACGGCCGAGUCAGAUCGGCCGUGCCUGCCGUGGUCGUCCCUGUCGCGCUACCCGGGCCUCAGCAGCCCGACCCUGCAGGAGAACUUCUGCAGGAACCCCGACGGAGACCAGAGACCCUGGUGUUUCACCAGUCGCGAUCGGUUCGAGUACUGCGACAUCCCUGCGUGCCCGCCAUUCCUACCGCGAGCAGACACCAGCCGCCAGGAGCCGUGCAGUGACUCCAGUUUCCGGUGUAGUCUGGAGGACUGCGUACCUCGGGAGUACGUCUGUGACGGUGAUGACGACUGCGCCAACGGCCGCGACGAGGCCAUCUGUGACGCGCUGUCCUCAAACUAUCAGGCGUUCCCCAACAACGACCUGCGUGUGAUCGGCGACUUCCGCGGCCUGGUGCGUUACACGGCGCGUACCCUGCGCAACUGUCAGUACCUGUGCCUGCUGGACCCCGACUGCAGCAUGUUUGUCUACUUUGAGGACGAGAGUCUCUGCAUCAGCACAGCCACACCGCUGGGAGAGGCCUGGCCCACCAGGGCGCCCGGUCACAGUCUCUACGUGGUUCUGACGCGCUACCAGGCCUGCGACGGCUACCGCUGCGACAACUUCCAGUGUCUCAACAAGACAGAGGCGCGCUGUGACGGCGUCACCGACUGUGACGAUCUCUCCGACGAGGCCAGCUGCAGUGCCGACUACGGCUUCAAGCUGCGUCUGGCCGGCGGCACGACCACUGAGGGUCGUCUCGAGGCGCGCAUCCGAGGCACCUGGGGCGCGGUGUGCGACGAUCUCUUUGACAUCGACUCGGCACACAUCGCCUGUCGUGAGCUGGGCUUCCUGCGCGCGAGGCGGUACUACCUCAACGGACGCCGGUUCUCGGCAGACGGGGACCUCGAUUAUGCGCUGAACGGUGCACUGUGUGCCGGUAACGAGACGUCGCUGUCGCAGUGUACGCUCCUUCAGACUCCGGGUCGGUGCGUGGCCGGGGAGACGGUGGCGUUGGAGUGCACAGAUGAGCCGUCUCUCUGCUCCUCCACGGUCAGCUCGUUCCAGUGCCCCGAUGGCUCCGGAUGCGUCACACAGCAAUACAUGUGCAGCGGUCAGAACUCGUGUGACGACGGCAGUGACGAGAGCGACGACGUCUGUGAGCUGCCCCAGUACCGGCUGGAGGACACAGAGGACGCCCGCGCGCCGCUGCUGCUCGUCAAACCCCGGCGCAGGUUCUUCCGCAACGUCACAGCCUACGGUUUCAACACACCUGAGGCAAACUACGUGUGCCAGCAGCUGGGUCUGGGCGAGCACGGCGUGCCGUUCGAGGGGCCUCACGUACCCGACGGCGUGCAGAUGGCCGUGCUCUCGUGCGCGCCGCCGUCGCCGUGCCGCGUCGAACCGCAGAACUCACUGCUGCCACGGCUGGCAGCACGCCUGUUGUGCCUGACACAGCCGCCGCCGCCACCUCGUCUGCGUCUCUCGGGUGGCUCCGGCGCAGGCUCGGGUCUCCUGGAGGUGGAACCGCCUGCAGGAGACUGGGGACGCGUCUGCUCGCUGUCCUUCAACCGUCAGCAGGCUGAGGUAGCCUGCCGACAGCUCGGCUUCUCCGGGGAGGCGACGUUUGAGGUUCGCCCGCGCCAACCUGCCGAGCGAGCAUCACUGAAGGCCAUGGAUUGUCUGGGAGAUGAAGCGUCCAUCGCAGACUGCGUCUUGCCGGCAUGGAUCAACGGAACCGGCACACAGGUUUGUAACGGCAGUGGCGAAGUAUACCUACGCUGCGACGUCCCACCAGUGCGGCGCGACUCGCCUCAGGUGUCUGCACCUUGCCGUGCCACCGCCGCCGGCCCCGACCUGAGCCGAAUCCUGGGAGGCAGCGCUGGCCGCAUCCAGGACCAUCCUUGGUACGCUCACCUGGACGCCGACGAGCUCGGCGAACGGAAGCUCAAGUGCGGCGCUACGUUGAUUUCCUCUCGGUUUGUGUUGACUGCUGGCCAUUGUCUGUAUCGAACUGAUGUGGAUGCUGCGCCGGCCGGCGGUGGAGUGCUCUUCUCGCGUCGGCUGCUGCCGCUGGCUGACCUCUCAGUGGUGGUCGGAGACUCCGGGUCAGCGGUGAUCGACGCGCAUCAGCAGCGGCUUGGCGUUCGGCGCACAUAUCGACACCCGGCACAUCGAGCCAUCAACAUCUACCACAACGAUCUAGCGCUGUUAGAGUUGGACGGACCUGUAGCGUUCUCUGCGGGAGUUAGACCAGCCUGUCUGCCGCCACCGGACACUGCCUACACACCCGACCUCGACUGCUCAGUGGCCGGCCUCGGUAAGCUGGCAGCGGGACUCUUCGGCGCACUACCGGAGGAGCUUCAAGUGGGAAGCGUGGCUUUCUUCACCCGCGCCCAGUGUGAGCGUUUCUACGGCAGGCGCAACAUCACUCUGGGCAUGGUGUGCGCUGGUGAUGACCGUUUCGAGGUGGACACAUGUGAUGGCGACUCGGGUGGACCGCUUGUGUGUCGACUGGGAGGUGCGAAUGUGGUGAUGGGUGUUACCAGCUGGGGACAAGGCUGCGGCCGUAACGACUACCCGGGAGUGUACACUCGCGUGGCCACCUACGUGGAGUGGAUUAGUAGUGUGAUCGGGCCGGGUGAUGACAGCUGAUGAGUGGUCAGUGAUGCCGGGAAAGACAGACUGUGGUUACAGACUGAGGCUGCCGUAGGUACCCGCUACCCGGAACCUCACUUCAGAAAAAAAAACUUUGGGCGGACAGGGUGGACUCACGGGCCCUAAAGUACCGUCGUGGUGGAUCACCACCCAUCGUGAGCUUGUGACGUGCUUCCCGAGGUGCAAUCUGAAGGACCUGAAGAAGUGACAGAAGUGAAGGAAUCUGAAGAGUGAACGUUUGCGAGACGGGACGUUGUGGAUGGAAGGAGCCCUAUGAAACAGUUUUGGUCCGUGCUGGCUACGCGGUAGAUUGUGAUGCAGUACUGAUCAUGUUGUCAUUUCUAACUCAACAUGACGUUGCGCCCGAAGGUAGCGCCCGUCAGCAAAAGACGCUUUUAGUUGACAUUUGUGAAAGUUGAAGAGGAAAGCAGUGGUGUUUGGCGCAUUGUUUGAGCACAUCGCGGGAUCGAUGCGCUUGUUUUUUGUAGGAGAUGGAUGAAGACUUCCACGGGAUGAUGUGAGAGCAAUUUUUUUUAGUUGGAUCGCGACGUGCAGGAUAUUUUUAUUAGUUGUGACGAACGACGUAUGGGUGUAUGCGGUGUAGAGGGCGCCACUCGGUGCCUAUCUGAGAGUCCGUGCAGUGGUGGUAUUGGUUCGCGUGUAGGUCAUGCCACUGUGCCGUGGCGCGACCCGUUUACCUCUCGUCAGCGGGCUGACCGAAAUACCCCUGCCCGAGGUAGAUACGGACGUUGUCGGGUACCUGGCAGCGUUUGCUGGAAGGGUGGAGAAUGGAGAUAACCACUGUGGCAGCCGCCGCAGCGUGCCAAAGCUCAGAGCUCGAGUGAUGCUGCCGGUUGUGGAUUUAGUGUUUCGGGGAGAAAGAGAUGCAUUGUAGAGGAUGUAUUGUCACCUAAAACUUCCAGUUUUCCGUUGCCUGGCUACAGUUUUUCGUAAUUUUUGCUUGUAUUUUCAUAUCGUCAGUUUUUACUGUUCAUAAAUAUAAACCGUCUAAGAAUGGGUGAUCCUAUUCCUCCCAUAUAAUGAAAGUCCAUUGAAAUACAUGAUAUUUACCGAG